This is a messenger RNA of Myotis davidii, 598 nucleotides long. RefSeq names its product regulator of G-protein signaling 3-like. The annotation marks the transcript as partial. The transcript is spliced from 9 exons. Gene Ontology annotation, biological process: signal transduction. The record is from RefSeq and is a predicted model, not a curated record. Lineage: Eukaryota; Metazoa; Chordata; Mammalia; Chiroptera; Vespertilionidae. Gene Ontology annotation, cellular component: nucleus; plasma membrane.
GCAGCCCGGCUUGUCUUUCUACCUCUGCACCUUUGGUCAGCUGAAGCUGUCCAUCGACGCCCAGGACCGGGUUCUGCUGCUCCACAUCAUGGAAGGCAAAGGUCUGAUGAGCAAAGCGCCUGGCAUCUGUGAUCCCUACGUGAAGAUUUCUUUGAUCCCCGAAGACCAGGGGCUGUGCUGCCAGAAGACACAGACCAUUCCGGACUCCAGAGACCCCGUCUUCCAGGAGCACUUCUUCUUUCCUGUCCAAGAGGAAGAUGAACAGAAGCGCCUCCUGGUCGCGGUGUGGAACAGGGCAGGUGACUCCAGACAGAGUGGACUCAUCGGCUGCAUGAGCUUCGGGGUGAGGUCUCUCCUGACUCCAGACAAGGAGAUCAGUGGCUGGUACUACCUCCUGGGGGAGGCCCUGGGCCGGACCAAGCACCUGAAGGUGGCUAGGCGGCGACUGCGACCCCUGAGAGAGCCGCUGCUGAGAAUGCCAGGAGGUGGGGACACUGAGAACGGGGAAGAACUUAAGAUGCGGGAGAUGUGUACGGUUCAGAGAUGUCCCUGCCCUCAUGGAGCGGACAACCUACAGCCUACAGCAGUGAUGGCGAAC